Messenger RNA from Erigeron canadensis, 567 nucleotides. RefSeq lists its product as uncharacterized. The record is from RefSeq and is a predicted model, not a curated record. Lineage: Eukaryota; Viridiplantae; Streptophyta; Magnoliopsida; Asterales; Asteraceae. The transcript has a single exon. Bases 1 to 567 code for a protein of 188 amino acids.
AUGGCCACCACAUCUCAUUUUCUCACCAUGAGAAUACAUUCACCAUCUUCUUCUUGUUCUUCUUUGAACAUGGCCAUCAAAUUCAAAACUACUCUAAUCCGCGACUUCAUAUUCUCGCACCUAUGUCGGUUUGCUAGCGCCUUCACUAAGGCCAAGUCCUUGGUCAUUGAACUACUCCUCAAAGAAAAGCAUCUCAAGAAUAAUAUCAACUUCUUUCAAGUGUCUAUCUUGAAAAGGAAAAAAAACAAAAACAAUGAUGUGUUCUUCGGUUCAUUUAGGUUGCACUACAAUUGGUGCUCGUCGUCGCAUGUAGUCCCAGUGACAUCACAAACUAUGCAUUAUGUGGAUCAUGCUGAGAUAGCACAAGAGUCUUCUUCCCAACUCUCCGGAUAUCUCCAAUGGCUUGAAGAUCAGAAGAACAAGCAGCUGGUUAUAAGUAAUAAUGAUGAGAGCAAUGAGAUAGAUCGUCUUGCCGACAAAUUCAUAGCAAAUUGUCACCAACAGUUUAUGUUGGAAAAGCAGGAGUCUUACAGGAGAUUUCAAGAAAUGAUGGCUAGAAGCUUGUGA